Messenger RNA from Haliotis rufescens (red abalone), 2251 nucleotides. RefSeq names its product platelet-activating factor acetylhydrolase IB subunit alpha2-like. Bases 88 to 804 code for a protein of 238 amino acids. Lineage: Eukaryota; Metazoa; Mollusca; Gastropoda; Lepetellida; Haliotidae. The record is from RefSeq and is a predicted model, not a curated record. The transcript is spliced from 5 exons.
UCUUCCGGUUAAAUGUUGAUGAAGUUUCGAGGCACAUAAUCAUCAUCAAAGCUGCGACAUUUUCCCGAUUAUCUGGUCUGUUAAAGAAUGAACCCCGCGGCGGAAGCACAAGUUGUGGAGGAUGUGCAGGGAGACGGACGCUGGAUGAGUUUGCACAAGCGCUUCCUGCUGGAGGCCAAGGAGAGAGAGCCGGAGGUCGUGUUCAUCGGAGACUCGCUGAUCGCACAGCUGCAGCAUAUGCCCAUCUGGCAGCAGAUGUUUGAACCUCUCCACUGCCUCAACUUUGGAAUCGGCGCCGACCAAACCCAGCACGUGUUGUGGCGCGUACAGAAUGGGGAACUGGACAACAUGGAACCAAAGGUGGUGGUGAUGCUGGUGGGCACCAACAACCACGACCACACAGGGGAGCAGGUUGUCGGGGGCAUCGUGGAGAUUGUCUCAGCCAUACACACCAAGCAGCCCCAGGCUCAGGUCGUCGUCAUGGGCAUUCCUCCUCGCGGAGAAAACCGGAACCACCUCCGCGAGAAGAUCCUGCAGAUCAACACGAGCCUGGCAGAGCAGCUGAAGGGGAAAGGGAACGUCACCUUCCUCAACAUCGACGCGAGCUGGUUCGUGAACGCCGACGGCACGAUAACACAUCAUGACAUGCACGACUAUCUCCACAUGACGCGACGGGGGUAUCAGAAGAUCUGUGAGCCACUCCUGGAGGAGAUUCAGAACCUCCUGCAGACUUUUGUGAAGGUGGAGAGCACGUCCGUGGAGACGGUGUCCAUGGCGGGAGAGUUGGCCGGAGACAAGGCCUAGUCAUGGCUGCCAGAGUCUCGCUUCUGGAGUCACGCUUCCUUGAGAAUAUUCUUGGAUUCUUGGUUCCAUCGAGAUCUGGUUCCUGAAGAUUUGGUUCUUGGAGUCUUGGUUCCUGGAGAUAUGGCUCUUGAAGAUAUGGUUCUUGGAUUUUUGGUUCCUGGAGAUCUGGUUCCUGAAGAUGUGGUUCUUGGAGUCUUGGUUCCUGAAGAUAUGUUUCUUGGAGCCUUGGAAGCAGGAAGCAUGGUUCCUGGAAACCCAUUUCAUGUUGUUUAUCAUGAUAAGUUCUGGUUCUUGGGGUCAAGUUUCCCAGAAUCAUGGUUCCAGGAAUCACAGUUCCCAGAAUCACUGUGUCAGGCGACAAUUUUUCUUGGAAUCAGGGUUCGCAAAUCAAAGUUCCUAGAAUCAUGGCUCCUGGAAUCACCGUCUCAGGUCGACGUGGUUCCCGGGCACAUCCACUGGUGCACAUCCACUGGUGCACUGUUAAUGCUCUCUGUGUGUUCAAAUGCAUAUGUUUUCAGUGCGAGGGUGUUCGAUUAUAUGUGGUAGAGAAGCUUUGAAUGUGUCCAGCUCUAUAUCCGUUCAAAGUUAUUCUCCGAAGGGGAAAUACGGGGAAUUGGUGUACUAAAUGAAACCCUGGACUCUAGGGGUGAAACGAUACAGCAAGGCCACGAUACGAUACGUAUCAUGAUACAUCAGUCACAAUACGAUACAUGUCAUGAUACAUAAGUCACAGUACGAUACAUGUCAUGAUACAUAAGUCACGAUACGAUACAUGUCAUGAUACAUGUCACAAUACGAUACAUGUCAUGAUACAUAAGUCACGAUACGAUACAUGUCAUGAUACAUAAGUCACAAUACGAGACAUGUCAUGAUACAUAAGUCACGAUACGAUACAUGUCAUGAUACAUAAGUCACGAUAUUUAUGUCAAAUAGGAGAAAUAGGAGACUAAAAAUAUUUCAAAGCAGGUUCAAAAGGAAAAGCUAGCUGAAGACAUGUUUAGAAGCUGCAAUUUUAGUGAACUUGACACACCAAUUACAAUAAAUUUGCGAUAUUUGACUGACAAAGAUGCUGGGGUAAGGGAUAUAUUUUGCAAGUGUAUCGUCUUGUAUCGAUACAAAAAAAACGUAUCAUGCACAGGUGUAUCGUUUUGCCCCUGCUGACUCAGUGUUUGAAGUUAAGUUUGAAAGUCAAGGGGUCCUAUCUUUAACCGAGUGUUGGAGGUUAAGCUGAGAGUCAAGGGGUCCUAUCUUUAACCGAGUGUUGGAGGUUAUAAUGUGGCAGGUCCAAGAUUCUGGUACGGAAGCAGCACUCCUUUACGAUCCCCGGACCCGCUUGAAUGUCGAGCACUGCUGACAAUACAUACAGUGCUACAUUGUUCUACAUGUUUUACAGUUCUCUGUCAUUAUACCAUGUGUAUCACAAUACUGUGUUCUCUGUACGAUACCU